AACGUGUUAUUAGCAUCUCUUAUUUAGUCAAUAGGGUCUACAGACUAAAUUUUCGGUUUUGGAAUAAGUUUUCUAAUCCCAAUUUUCCGUUUUUCCUUUUUUUCAAAAUUUCUUUUAACGAAAUUGGAAUUAGUCCUUACUUUCAAAUAAUGAGUUUUUUUUUUUAAAUAACAAUUCCGAUUUGAUCAGCUCGAUUUUCACACCUUGAUUUUUUUUUUUUUGAUAAUUAAUUUCACACCUUGAUUUGAUUUCUCAUUUUGAAACUAUUUUCCCACAGUUGCAUGCCAAACGGGGCCUUAUGCACAAAAAAGCCCUAAUUGCCAAAACCCUCCCUUCAAAUUCAAAAAUCAAAACCCCCAAAUUGUGUACAGUAAAAAAACAACUAAUCAACUAGCAUUAAUUCGUACCAGUAAUGGCGAAUUCCGCACCGUCUACACUUCUAGACGAGGCCCUCUACAGCAAAGGUGGCGCUUUUUUCUCCACCUCUCCUCGCGGCGGCGGCGGCGGCGGAAGGAUGAUCCUGGUGGAGGACUGCGUGGAGACCAGCGGAGCGUUUGUGCUGCACCACUUACUGAAGCGCUCCCUCUCCCCUUCCUCCUCAGACGUCGUCGUUUUCCUUUCAUUAGCCCAACACUUCUCUCACUACGAACGCAUCCUCCGCAAAAUGGGUUGCGCGCAACGUGAUUUGAAGAGAUUGGUCUUCAUCGACAUCCUUAAUUUGGAGGGUCUUGAUAGAGACCAACGAGGAAUUAGCGAGGAGAUACUUACUGCAUUAUACGGAAAAGUUCAGAAACAAGUCGAACUAAAUUAUCAAUCCCGUGAAGGAAAUCAUGUUACUCUAAUAAUCGAUGAUGUAUCUCUAAUGGAAGUUGAUGCUAACGGCUCUUCGAAUCUUGUCCUGCACUUUCUGCAUUACUGUUGUACUUUAACAGCUCAAUUCGGGUGUUCGGUUAUUGCUCUGAACCAUUACGAUGUGUAUUCGAACGUGGAUCAGCUUAACCUGCUUAUAGAAUUGGAAUAUCUGGCAGAUGUACGGAUAAAGGUGGAGCCUUUAGCUACUGGAUUAGCAAAUGAUGUCCAUGGACAGUUGACUGUUUCGAACAAAGGAGGACUUGUUGAAGAUGGAUGCGGAAAGGUUCAUAAUUUCCAAUUCAGGAUCAAGGAUAGCGGUGUUGAGUAUUUCUAUCCUGGAAGCAAAUCUUGAAUUCAUUAGUUAUUUAGUUUCAUUUAACUAAAUCAGAAGAUUAAAUGACGGAAUCACGAAGGGUUUUUUUGAAGUGCGAGUAGAAUCAAGUUUAUCUAUCAGAAACAUUGAAGCCGAUUCGACUUUUCUCGUGACGUGUACGAGCUAGGAAAUGAACCUCAUCUAGCAAUGUCAAUGUGCCCUUUGUGUUUCUUGUUUUUUCUUCUACAUUUUAGGCAAUCGGUGUUUUCCUUCUAUACGGUGUGCAGCAGCUCAAUAGAAGCCUUGUUUUUUUUCGGUUUUAUCUAUUGUUUUACUUGUGAAA
Messenger RNA from Erythranthe guttata (spotted monkey flower), 1508 nucleotides. It is a transcript of the gene ELP6, whose product is annotated as elongator protein 6. Gene Ontology annotation, cellular component: elongator holoenzyme complex. Gene Ontology annotation, biological process: tRNA wobble uridine modification. The record is from RefSeq and is a predicted model, not a curated record. Lineage: Eukaryota; Viridiplantae; Streptophyta; Magnoliopsida; Lamiales; Phrymaceae.